This is a messenger RNA of Cylindrotheca closterium, 1362 nucleotides long. The record is from the annotation of a GenBank genome assembly. Lineage: Eukaryota; Bacillariophyta; Bacillariophyceae; Bacillariales; Bacillariaceae.
AUGAGCACCUCUCAUCAUUCAAUGGGGUUCUUUGAAAACGCAUUUGGCUUUAACGAAUCCAACUAUAGCUCAACACAAAAGAGUCUAUUGGAUCGAGCCACCUUUUCCUACACUCCUCCCAAUCCCCCCACCCGUGAAUACUGGCAAGAACACUGUUCCUUUCACGUUCCAAAUGGGGACAAGGGAAUGAAACAAAUUUCAGCCGGAACCUUUUCCAUGCCAUCGGUGGAACAACUACGAUCCCGUGUUCAACAGGAAUUGGACUUCUUGUUGCCAAAACAGCAACAAGGCACUUCAGCCGGACAAGCUGAGAACAACAAGACGACUACGAUUCAAGAAUCACAACAAGCAGCUUCAAAGGUCACGGUUCGCAACAUGGUUGGUGAAGCGCGAUCUUUGCAUUCGGAGCCAUUUUCAGCCAUUCUUGGCAAGACGAGCAGUAAUAAGUACCCACCAGGCGACUUUCCACCUCAAAACCAUUACAUCUUUCAAGCUGCUAGCCAAUUCAACCUUUUGGAAUUCCCCAGUCCCAGGGUCACUCCAGAAGCUGGCAUUGCUGGAUACAUUAAUGAUCGAACUCAAGGUCCAGCCUGUGCCAUUGCUUGUGCAGCGGGUACAGCCUAUCGCAAUUAUCUCUUGCCCAUGAUGAAAGAUGGUGAUUCCGGUAGUACUAGUAGUAGUAAGGAAUCGACCAAUCCUGCCAUUGAGCAACGAGGUCAGACCAAAGAAUGGCAACUGAAUGGAUUGCAACUUGUGGAGGACUACCUUAAGACAUUCACUAGUCUCCAAAAGGUACCAUGGACUGUGCACAAUGGAUACAUGGAAGGACAGAAGCGUUACAUUAUGGAAUUGAAUGCCCUCUUGGAAUCAGAUCCCCAUUUGCAGGAUGCACUGACGAGUAGACUCCAAAUUGGAGUCCAAGAAGAUGCUACAGUGACGGAUUGUUGUCCUGUAACAACAGCAACAACAAGAACAACAGCAACCGAUCAUGAUGACUUAUUUCAAGUCACCCAAACCUACAAUUCGGCCAUUAGCAUUGGAUACUCACGCCUGUCAAGUUCCUUGUGGAGACCAAUGGCCACCAUUGUCCUUCAAGCAACCUACGAAGCCACACUGUUGGUUGCGAUUUUGAAAGCAAUUCAGUUUGCUCUGCGGGGCGAUCCAAAGCAGGUCACGGUGCUUUUGACCAAAGUAGGUGGAGGCGUUUUUCAAAAUGACGACUGUUGGAUUUGUGAAGCCAUGAAACGGGCCAUUGGUCAAGUAGAAGAGCUCAUCACCAGCAAGCCAUAUGGGAUUGGAUUGGACGUUCGAAUUGUCCAUUUUGGGGAGAUCCAAGACGAAUACAUGUCAUUGGAGCAGUGA